Protobothrops mucrosquamatus (brown spotted pit viper) is the source of this 1795-nucleotide messenger RNA. Its product is annotated as cytochrome P450 2C20-like. The record is from RefSeq and is a predicted model, not a curated record. Gene Ontology annotation, cellular component: cytoplasm; intracellular membrane-bounded organelle. Bases 1 to 1329 code for a protein of 442 amino acids. NCBI's taxonomy places the organism in Eukaryota, Metazoa, Chordata, Lepidosauria, Squamata, Viperidae. Gene Ontology annotation, molecular function: heme binding; iron ion binding; oxidoreductase activity, acting on paired donors, with incorporation or reduction of molecular oxygen, reduced flavin or flavoprotein as one donor, and incorporation of one atom of oxygen. The transcript is spliced from 9 exons. Gene Ontology annotation, biological process: xenobiotic metabolic process.
AUGUAUCAACUUUCUGUGAAAUAUGGACCUAUAUUUACUGUCUGGAAUGGAUCAAAGCCAAUGGUUGCUCUUUGUAGUUAUGAAGUGAUAAAAGAUGCUUUGAUAGAUCAUUCAGAAGAAUUUGGUGGGCGAGCAGAAAUGCCUGCACAUAAGCGAAUUUUCCAAAAUAAAGGUCUGACCAGUAGUAUUGAGAAGAAAUGGAGGGAGCUGCGACGGUUCACACUAUCCACCUUGCGAGAUUUUGGGAUGGGUAAAAAAAGAAUGUCUGAGAGGGUGCAAGAGGAAGCCCUUUGUCUGGUGGAGGAAAUGGCUGCUACAAAGGGGCAGCCUUUUGACCCAAGAAGAAUUUUUUCAAGUGCUGUUUCUAAUGUGAUCUGUGCAGUCGUCUUUGGCAAUCGAUUUGAUUACAAAGAUCGAACCUUCAUAGAGAACCAGAAGAUUGUGGAGUCUCAAUUAAGACACUCUGUUAGUUUCUUAGGACUGGUGUACAAUACAUUUCCAAAACUAGUGGAAUACUUUCCUGGGCCACACAAAGCCAUUUUUGCUGAGGUUGAUGAUGUCUGUGAAUAUAUCCGUGAGAAGGUGGAAUUGCACAAAAAGACGUUGGAUCCCCAGAACCCACGUGACUAUAUUGAUUGCUUCCUUCUUAAAAUGGAGAAGGAGCAGAACUCAUCUGAGGAUAUCUACACUCCUGAAGAUCUUGUGAUUAUUGUGUUUGGACUUUUUAUGGCUGGGACAUUAACCACAAGCCAGGUUUUGCUCUGCAGCCUUCUAGCGAUAGCUAAAUUGCCUCACAUUCAAGCUAAGGUGCAACAGGAGAUUGAUGAGGUGGUGGGUACAAAUCGCACGGCAAGCAUGGAAGACCGGUUGAAGAUGCCUUUCACAAAUGCCGUCGUUCAUGAGGUUCAGCGAUAUCAGAAAGGGACCCUUGAGACUUUUCCUCGGGCAACAACUUGUGAUGUAAAAUUCCAUGGUUACACCAUUCCCAAGUAUAUGCCUAUUGCACCAGUCUUCGCUUCUGCACAUUUUGACCCUCAUCAUUGGGAGACUCCAGAAAAGUUCAAUCCCAAUCAUUUUUUGGAUGAACAGGGCCAGUUCAGGAAAAAUGAUGCUUUCAUGCCAUUCUCAGCAGGGAAGAGGGCCUGUCCAGGGGAGGCCCUGGCUAGGAUGGAGCUCUUCCUGUUCUUCAGCACUCUGCUCCAGAAUUUCACCUUCUCUCUGGUUGGGGACACCAAAGACUCGGAUGUAAUGUCUUUGUAUAAUGACUUCAGAAAAAAUCAAUACCCCCUUAUACGAGCUGUUAAACGUACAGUGGACACUUGUGGUUAAUAAUUAGGAGAAAGCACCUAUACUAAUAGAUACUCAAAUGAAGCAUGUGGGAUGGCUAUUAAUUUAAAGGCAAUCUUAACAAAAAUGUGGAAUAAAAAUACAAUAUUUUUAUAGCAAAUAUAGUUACUCUUACCUCUUAUCUGAUUACAUAUUUUGGUGCAAUUAAGAAUACUUCUGAAAUACUUAAUAGCUUUUUCUCUAAGCUAUAUUGAGCAAAUUUUCAAUAUAUAAUAUGUACUGGAGAUUUUAACUUCAUACAAGGAUCUCAGAAGUAUUAUCACAAAUUGAUGUUGUGGAUUAACCUAUAUUUGAAGGUAACAAGGAAGAACUUGUAUUGAUACUCUUUGGCUAAAUGCAAGAUCAAAUCAUGUUUAAAUCUGUUGAUAUCUAAUGGUUGUUUUAAAGACUGACAGACUGAGUAUUGUAUAUGAUUAAACUAUAAUAUUUGCUUGGCAAUAUAUAGAAC